AGCGGGCUGUAGUGCAUAUGGCCAGUUGAGUCAGAGCCGUCAAGUAGUUAAGUUCGCAGCGGUUUCGGCCAGAAGGAACGGAAGAUUAUUCCCCUAUACUCCCCCUUUUAAGCCAUGUUUCCCCAAGCCGAGCUGGAGAACUACAAGCUGCAGGUGGAGCUGCUACAGGAGAAGCUACAACGCAGCGAGGAUAAUCGCCAGCAGCUGGAGCACAAGUUGGAUAAGGUCUUGCAGAAGCGCAGCGAGCUCGACAAGUCAGUGCGCCACAAGAGCCGCCAAAAGUACCAGGAGUUCCUGGAGGAGCAGACCAAGCGCAACGAGCGCAACAAAAAGCUGGUUCACAUGCUGGAGCGCAUCGACGAGCAAACGGCUGCCAUGUCGCAGCGAAGCGAGCGGCUUAAAAUGAUGAAGCUGCAGUACCAAAUGUACUUUGCGAAAUUGGUGCAGAAUCAAACAAUGCGAUGCAUCCAGCAGACGACGGCAUCGGCGCCGGCAACCGCGGGCGGAGUGAUUCCGGUGCUGGUGCAACCGCAGCCGCAGGCGACCAAUCCGCAGCCGACGCCUCAGCCGUGGACGUUUGCCAUGGCCACGCCCACGCAGGCGGGCAUGCUGUUGACGCCCCAGUUUGCCGCAGCAAGUCCUGUUCCACCUGCCCCCCAUACCAAUGCAGCUGGCCAUCCUGUUUACUAUCCGGAGCUCUUUGGCGGAACUGCAGCUCCUCUGGGCACCUCGAACCUGUUCGAUUUGCGCGCCACCCUGCGCGCCUUUGAUAAUGAGAAUGCCGAUUUACCGGAGCGCAUGCAUCCUCUCCUGACAGGUGAUUAUCAGGCGGAUCUGGGUGGCAGUGGCAGUGGCUGUGGGAGUGGCAGUGGAAGGAUGCCCCCAGAAGCGACACCCACAUCCACGGUGUCUUCCAGCCAGGAGAAGGGUGCCCGGAAACUUAGCAGCACUUCUUCGACGCUGGCCACAUCCUCGUUGACAUUUGAUAAAUUGCCAAAGACGUCGUCCUCGCCCUCGCUGACGUUAACUGAGCUGCCGACGGCAGGAGCGGGAACAACUUCUGGCCAGGAUGUGGGCGGGCAACCGCAAAGGGAAACCGGCGACCUGGAUGCCUGGACAAAUUCACGCGUGACUAAAGUCGAGUAUGAAAAAUCACCAACUGUUGUUGGGCAUAAUGAGCAUAACGGCCAGCGACGUUGGCCAGACCAGCAGCAGCAACAGCAGCAGCAGCAGCAGGAGCACCAGAUACGCCAGCAGCCCGAACAGCAGCAACAUCAAGAGGUACAGCAGCAAUAUCAACAGCCACAGCAGCAACAUCAGCAGCCCCACGACUUUGAAGCAUACUUUGGUGAGCUCAAAAUCGAUGAGUCCUGGCAGGAUGGCACACGCAAAGACAAACGCCCCUUGAACGUGCGUUCCGGUGAGCAGGGAUCAGCGGCUGGUGGCAAAGUUGGCAUCAGCAACGAUUUGCUGGACGAAGUCAAAGCCAGCCGGGCGGCCCUGGAAAAGGCAGCGGCUGCGGUUGAUGAGCAGCUGGCAAGGGGUAAUCAAUUGUCGCCGCCCAGGAGUCAUGAGCUCACAGCUGGUGUGUCGAUUGAGAAUAUUGAAAAUGCCAUUUAUGGCGAACGUUUGACAGGGGGCGGAUCAGGUGGAGGUGGAGGUGCAGGAGGAGCUACUGCGACAGCAGGCGAGGUGGACACACCUACGCAGGGAUUUUUCGAAACUAUGGUAACCAACACAUCGCCGGAGGAACUCCAGGAGGUGGAAAAGCAGCAGCAGCAGCAGCAGCAACAGCAGCAACCGAAGCCGGAGUCUGCCGGUUACGGGCAAUACGAUGCCAGCAGUUACGGCGAUGUCAGUGAGCCCAUCUAUGCCAGCAUCGAUUCCGCCGGCCAGCCAACAAACGCAAAAGCGGAGCCGCUUUACAGCGAAAUCGGAAAUCCCACAGACUAUCAGCCGUACGCAGCGGAUGCGGGGGCAGUUGGCGAGGUUCCUCCCGAAAUGGCAGGCACCACGGAGGCACCGGACGAUGCCAGUGGUGCAGAGGUUCUGCCGCAGGAGUACUCCAAUAUUGAUUACGGCAACUACGAGGCUGGCCAAUAUGAAUCCGGCUAUGAUCCCAAUGCCUAUCCGGGCUACAUAUACGACGAGGCAACGGGGCAGUAUAUAGCCGAUCCCAAUGCCACUCAAUAUGCGCCGGAUGGCAGCUACGCUGGCCAGGAUUACGAUGCCGGUGCGGUGCAGAAUUAUGACUACAGUGCCUACGAACAGCAACCGGAUCAGCAGCAGCAACAGCUACAGCAACAGCAGCAGCAAGAGCAGCACGAAGAGUUGCCGGCACAGGAGCAAUUGAUGCAGGAGCAGCAGCAGCAGGAAGCGUAUCCAGUGGGCGAAAUAGCAGCACCGGAAGGGGCAGAAAGUCCGGCUGUGGCGGCUGCUGCACCACCGGAACCACCAGUCACCAAUAAACCCCUCAAACCCACGUCAAUACUCUCCACGACAGACAAACAAGCGGCGCCUAAUGAUGCGCAGCAGCAGCAGCAACAGCAGCUAAAGAAAAAGAAGCGCGUUAAUUUCGUUGACAGCAGCGAAACGGAUGAUAGCUCAAGCGUGAAACCGACCCCGAUCCAGGCCGCAAAUCCAGGACCCACCGCAUCCUCCGCCCCCAACUCGGCCACGCCCCCCGUGGGCGGCAGCGAGAGUGAUUUCGAUUUUUCAACCGGCAGCGAGGCGAAGAAUUAGAACAAUGCGGCAAACCGUUCGAGCUCUAAUUUGUUGCCAUUUGGGGUAACCGAUCACCCACCUCAUGCCCCAAUUUUAAAGUGAACGACCGAUUCGAUUUGUUGCCAAUGGAUUCGGAAAAGUAUUCUGAACAAUCCAGGAAACGGUGAGAAAACAGAGAGGAGAAUAAAAAGAGCAAUAGCUAAAAUGAAAUUGUUUGCGGAAAAUGGCAAGCCACAAGCCACACAGGAGUUGUUGCUUACUAAGGUGACGACAAACUUAUAAUGCUCGUCUUAUUUAAUAUUCUCAGUUGCAUGUCAAAUAAAACGAAUAAGCUAAAUAAAAUAAAUAUAAUACGCAAAA
Messenger RNA from Drosophila elegans, 3084 nucleotides. Its product is annotated as mediator of RNA polymerase II transcription subunit 15. The coding region runs from base 115 to 2742 and encodes 875 amino acids. The record is from RefSeq and is a predicted model, not a curated record. Gene Ontology annotation, cellular component: Set1C/COMPASS complex. NCBI's taxonomy places the organism in Eukaryota, Metazoa, Arthropoda, Insecta, Diptera, Drosophilidae. The transcript has 4 exons.